CACUACUGUCUGUGCCGUGUAUCCAUCUACUCCCUGUAGCCAGGUCGGUGAUCCAGACAGAUGUCAGGAAGGAUGGUUCGGUUCCUACUGUCAGAGACAAAAUAUUGCCUUAGGAAGAACUGCCACACAGAGCAGUACAUACAGUGAAUCCAGUGACGAGACAGGGAAUACAGCACACAGUUUCGAGGCCAGGUACGGCGUGGAUGGCAGAGCUACCAACAACUUCUAAAGUAAACCACUGACAUGUGCACAUACAUCAGGGGGAGUCCAAACAUGGACUGUGCACCUGAACUCAAACACAGACAAGAUACAACACGUCAAGCUGUAUCUACGUCAGAACUACCUGGAAAGAAACAAGGGCAUGGAGAUAUAUGUUGGUUGUCAGCUUUGCUUCCAGUGGUCAACGAACACCUAUCCGCCUGUUAUAGCACUGACAGGAAACAACCUCACCAUACAGGCAAACGAUUUUCUCGCUCUAUCCGAGGUGCAGAUAUUUGUUUGUAGUGAUGGAUGGUUUGGUGAGGACUGUGACAAACAGUGUCACUGUACACAAAACACAGAAGUAUGUGACAAGAUCACUGGACAGUGUCUGCGUGGAUGUGCUCCAGGAUACAUGGGACCAGACUGCCAAACAGAUGGUUACUAUGGAGAUUGCACCUUCAAGUGUGGCAACUCAAUGCUGCCUACUGCGACAAGACUACAGGCAUCUGCCCUGGAGGUUGUGAACCAGGGUGGCAAACUGACAAAUGUCUUCAACCAUGUCCGAGUGGCUACUAUGGUAAGAACUGUGGCUUCCAGUGUGGCAACUGUGAGGAUGGUAAUGUUUGCAUCAAGACAAAUGGAACAUGUCCUGGAGGAUGUGCAGCAGGGUGGAUUAAUGACACAUGUUAUCAGGUGUGUGAAGACGGGAGGUACGGCAGCGGUUGUACGUCAGAAUGUGGUCACUGCAAGACCGACAGAGUCUGUGACAAAACUAACGGAAUCUGCGUGAGUGGAUGUG
Haliotis rubra (blacklip abalone) is the source of this 1000-nucleotide messenger RNA. RefSeq lists its product as uncharacterized. The record is from RefSeq and is a predicted model, not a curated record. Bases 362 to 991 code for a protein of 209 amino acids. The transcript is spliced from 7 exons. Gene Ontology annotation, cellular component: membrane. Gene Ontology annotation, biological process: cell communication. Lineage: Eukaryota; Metazoa; Mollusca; Gastropoda; Lepetellida; Haliotidae.